Messenger RNA from Pyrus x bretschneideri (Chinese white pear), 1943 nucleotides. Its product is annotated as protein DETOXIFICATION 29. Gene Ontology annotation, molecular function: antiporter activity; xenobiotic transmembrane transporter activity. Gene Ontology annotation, cellular component: vacuolar membrane. Bases 43 to 1647 code for a protein of 534 amino acids. The transcript has 7 exons. Gene Ontology annotation, biological process: xenobiotic detoxification by transmembrane export across the plasma membrane. The record is from RefSeq and is a predicted model, not a curated record. NCBI's taxonomy places the organism in Eukaryota, Viridiplantae, Streptophyta, Magnoliopsida, Rosales, Rosaceae.
UCCAACAAUAUAUAUAGAGCUAAAGCUAGCAUAUAUUAUAAUAUGAUAUCAGGCAGGUGGUGGUGUCUGUGCUUGCCGACAACAUCCCGGAUGGCAAUUGUCCAAGAGGAUGAUCUGGUGGUGGUGCAUGCCGGCGACAUCCCUCCCAUCGUCAGCUUCCGCGGCUUCUCCCACCAGUUCUACAAAGAAACCAAAAAGCUAUGGUACCUCGCUGGCCCAGCCAUCUUCACUUCCCUUAGCCAAUAUUCCAUCGGCGCCAUCACACAGAUCUUUGCCGGCCAUGUGGGCACCUUAGAGCUUGCCACCGUAUCUGUCGAAAACUCUGUCAUAGCCGGUUUCUCUUUCGGUUUUAUGUAUGGCAUGGGGAGUGCGCUUGAGACGUUGUGCGGGCAAGCGUUCGGAGCAGGGCAGCUGGACAUGUUAGGAAUCUACAUGCAGAGGUCGUGGGUGAUCCUCAACGCCACCGCCGUACUGCUCUCCUUUCUUUACUUUUUUGCAGAGCAACUACUCAAAAUGAUAGGGCAGACCGACGACAUAUCGAAGGCGGCGGGACAGUUCGCGAUAUGGAUGAUACCACAACUGUUCGCCUACGCCAUGAACUUCCCGCUAGCCAAGUUCUUGCAGUCGCAGAGCAAGAUCAUGGUCAUGGCAGCGAUAUCCGCAGGGGCUUUGGUCUUGCACACGUUGUUCAGCUGGCUUUUGAUGUUCAAACUCGGGUGGGGACUGGUGGGCGCCGCCGUCGUGCUCAACGCGUCCUGGUGGUUCAUAGUUUUGGCUCAGUUGAUUUAUAUAUUUUCUGGGACAUGUGGUCGAGCUUGGGUUGGGUUCUCGUUGAAGGCCUUUCACAAUCUUUGGGAUUUUGUUAAGUUGUCUAUGGCUUCUGGAAUCAUGCUCUGUUUGGAAUGUUGGUACUUUAUGGCACUGGUUCUUUUUGCUGGGUAUCUGAAGAAUGCAAGGGUUUCUGUGGAUGGCAUGUCCAUAUGUUUGAACAUAUUCGGAUGGACGCUCAUGGCAGCUCUUGGCAUGACCACAGCUAUAAGUGUGAGAGUGUCUAAUGAACUAGGCGCAGCUCACCCAAGAACGGCAAAGUUAUCGUUAGUAGUGGCCGUGGUGACUUCGUUUUUGAUCGGCGUUGCUCUCUCACUAGCACUCAUCAUCACCCGGGACAUAUAUCCGUCUUUGUUUUCAAGCGAUCCGGAGGUGAAAGCUCUCGUGAAGCAUCUCACCCCAUUGCUGGCGACGUGCAUUGUUAUAAACAGCAUUCAACCAGUUCUCUCCGGGGUCGCCAUUGGAGCAGGAUGGCAAGCUGUAGUGGGUUAUGUGAACAUAGUAUGCUACUAUGCAUUUGGGGUUCCCUUGGGCCUAAUCAUGGGUUACAAGCUUCACGGGGGUUCUAAGGGUAUUUGGACCGGAAUGCUGUUGGGGACAGUCCUUCAAACUGGUAUCCUUUUUUCGAUGAUUUGUAAAACCAGCUGGAACAAAGAGGCAUCCAUAGCUGAAGACAGGAUAAGGAAAUGGGGAGGGCAAAUAGAAUCGAAAGAGAACAGAGGAGGCUAUACAGAUUCACAAAACAACAACGGUGGUCAUAAAGAUUUGGAAAAGAACGGAGACCAUACAGAUUUGAAAGAAAACGGCAUAGAAAAUUGAAGUUAAGAGAUCAAACAACAUUCAGAAAUUGAUAAAGAUCACUCGCUCAAUCAUGUGGAAAGACGAGAGUCCUUCCCAGAGACUGAGUUAUAAAUAAAAUCGAGUUACGUAUAUGCCAGCAUCAUGCAGUAUAAAGAAAGAUUGAACUCAAAGAGUGUUAGAGUAAAGGUUGAUUUAGGUCUUAUCAAGAAGGAGGGCUACAAAUGGGGAAAGGUUGUGAUUCUGUGAAUCCUAUAUGGCAAUGGAAGUCGACAAUGAAAACAGCUGAUAAAUGAAAUCUUAUUUAAUAUUCCCUA